AUGCAACAAAAAUAUUGUGAUGAAUGUGAGGAAACUAAAGCUAAGAUUAAUUGUAAUUAAUGUGGUCAAAUUCUAUGUGAAUUAUGCGAUAAGAAAAUUCAUAAUAAAGGAAAAAGAGUUUAUCAUUCUAGAGAACUGAUUGAAACAUCUGAUUCUAUUGAAUCUAACAAAAUUAAAUAAGAUGCUCAUGUUAUAAGACAUGAACAACAUAAAGAAAGAUUUAAAUAAAUAAAUAGCAACUUACCAUCUGUUGAUGUAGUUAAUUUCAAUCUUAUUAAUAUUUAAACAGAAACACCUAUGAUUUUUUAAAAUGAGUAUAUAAUCAUUUUAUCUAAGUCUAAAUUUAGCUAAAAUUGAGGACCAUUUAUUCAAAUAAGCAAAUAAAGGAGAUCUUAUGAUACAUUUAAAUGAUUUUUAGAAAUUUUUAAAAUAGAAUGAAAUCUAUAAAAUUAAUCAGUAAGAAUCAAUUAACAUCUAGAUCAAAAGAUAUCAUCUAAUAAUUAGAGAAAGUUAAAAUGAUUAAUGUUACUAUAAGGAAAUUUGGUGAUAGUGAUCCAAUCUAAUUUAUUAGCCUUCAGUUAGAUCACAUUAGUUUAUAAUCAUUAUAUUGGGUUUUAUUAAAUAUUAGAAAAGAUGAAAUGACUCCAACUGAUAAAUUAGUAAUGAGUAGAAUUAAGGAAUGUUAUGGUUUGAAAUUGAAUAUAUAAGAUUGGAAUCAUUAUUUAGCUGGAUUUUAUAAAUUAUAAGAUUCAAAUGGAUUAAUUUAAUUUAAUGUAAAAAAAUAUAAAUAAAACAAAUGGAUAGAUGAAAAAUGCAUAAUAAAAAUGACUAAGUGUCCUAUAGAUUUAGUAAAUAAAUCUGAAAAUAACAAUGCCUCUCUAUCUACUUCUCAACAAAUUAAUAAUGAAUAAUUAUUAUUAUUUACAAUUGAAGAUAAUGUUAAUUGGAAAAUGAUGGAUGCUUAAUAAAUGAGUUCUACAUAUAAAAGUUAAUGGAGAUCAUUUAUUUAAUUUUUAAAAGACUUUUUUGAUACCAACCUUACUUUAAAUACAAGUUAAAAUACUUAGUCAUUUGGAGAUUUAAAUUAAUCAGAUUAUUAAUCAUAGACUUCAAAAUAAAGUGGAACAUAAUCAGUACCAACUUAGAAAAAUUAGGAUAAUUCUAAAUGGAUUCGAAGUGUUGAAUCAGGAUUACAAAAUGUUUAGAAAAGUAUGGAACAAUAUCAUGAUUAAAGUUACUCUUCAAAUAUUACAUAAAAGUAUUUUUAGUAUUUUAACAUCUAGAAAAAGAAGUAAAAAAAGUUAGAUUAAACCACCAAAAUCAAUACAAAAGGCAAUACCCGGAGGUAAAUAUGGUUGUGCAUAACUUCUGAAAUGUUGUGGUCCUUUAGAAUUGAGAGUCUGUUCAAUGGGAGUUUUAUGUUUAAUGAUUUAGGAAGCUAUUAAUAGAAAUGUCCUUAUUUAUUAUAAAACAUUAUUAAUCAAACCGAAUACUAACAUAGCUUUUGAUUUCAAUGAUUUCUUAAAUAUUUUCGAUGAACUUUAAGAUUAAUUCAUUUUAUAGAAUAUUUUAGGAAAUGAAGAAAUUUAAUAGCUCUCUAUUGAUAAAUAAUAGUAAUAGCAUGAAAAAUAGAAUAAAUUAAAGGCAGUUUAACAAGCUAUUAUUGAUAUAUUGAAUGAAUAUACUAAAGGUAUUAGUUUAGCAAGAUUACCCAAGAUGAUUUAACGUAAAAUUUAAUUUACUUUUGAUUUACAUGAAUUAGGAUUUACUAAAUUGAAAUGUUUAAUCUAAGGAAUUGAUGGAAUAAGUAUAAUAAAUGAUGGAACUACUUAUGCCUCACUUAUUUUAGAUGAAUAUUAUGAUGAUACUAAUGAUAUAAAGUAAGAAUAAGAAGAUGAUCAAUAACUUUAAUAAGUUAAAAUUGAUCUUAAUUAUUUCUAAAAACAAUCAUAAUAAUAAUCAUAGAAUUCUUAACAUUUAUAACUUUAGCAAUAAUAAACAUAAUAAUAAUAAUCUUAAUAAUAAUAGUAACAAUUAUAAUUUUUAUCUCCAAUUCAUGCAUCUGAAUAUUAAUUAAAAAUUGAAGUAAAUAUCUUCUUUAUUAAUAGUAAGCCUUAAAACAAAUUCUAAAUUAAUAUAGUAAUGGUAUUCCAGCUUUUUAAUUGCUAUAAAUUCUUUAAUUACAUAUACAAAAUACAUUUGAAUAUACAUAAUUUGGUUGUUCUACUUUUGAAGAAUAUAUGGUUAAAUAUGCUGAGAAUUACUGUGAUGUGAUGAUUAAAAUGAAAGGGUGUAUAAUAUAUCCAAAAGGAUAUUCAUCUUUUAGAUCCUCUAUGCCAUAGUAAAAAAUGCAACUUGGAAUUCAUCAUCAGAAAUCCUAAUCAACUACACUCCCUAGCUAUGCUUAAUAAUAAAGUAAUAGUAGUAGCUAAAUAAUUAAAGCAGACAGUAAUUGUUUAAUAAUAAUUUAGGCUUUUUAGCAGGUAUGUAAAAUCCUAGUUAAAUGAUUGGAGAUGUAUAAUCUUAAUCCCUAACAUUUUAAUCAUUUCAAACCAAUCCUUAAAAUAAAGAUUUUUUUAUGAUACAAGAAGAAAAUAGUCAUCAUGAACUUGAUGCUAAUGUUAGAUUUAUCGAAGAACUAUUAAAAGAAUCAGAUGAUGUUGAAUAAAAAAAACAUAAAGUUUAAAGAAGUCAUUAAACUCAUUAAGACAGUAAAUAAUUUUAGAGUUUGGGAUAAUGGCCAAUCUUAAAUUCAAAUGAAAAAAGAUGUCAUAAUAAAUACAAUACUUAUUAAUAUAGUCCAUAAUAAGACUUCUACUAGGGAUAAAAAGUUUCUUUAGAUCUUCAUAGUUGGGAUCAAGAUAACUGA
This is a messenger RNA of Paramecium sonneborni, 2869 nucleotides long. The record is from the annotation of a GenBank genome assembly. Lineage: Eukaryota; Ciliophora; Oligohymenophorea; Peniculida; Parameciidae.